Molecule: messenger RNA, 2071 nt
Organism: Theobroma umbraticum
Lineage: Eukaryota; Viridiplantae; Streptophyta; Magnoliopsida; Malvales; Malvaceae
Product: basic salivary proline-rich-like protein (DUF1421)
Source: RefSeq, a predicted model, not a curated record
UCCAUUAAAAAACCCGAACAAGCUUAUUCUUCUCUCCAAAUCCAUUUCUGGAACCCCAAAUUUUCUACUCAUCCCAUUUCCAACAAAAGCUUUAAAGAAGCAAAAAUAAGAAAAAAUAAAAAAAAAUAGAGAAGCCAAAUUCCAUCGAUGAAUACAUCUCAGUUCAUGGACAAGCAGAUAAUGGACUUAACAUCUUCUUCUUCUUCUUCACCUCCCCAAAAUACCAACAAAGAUUUCAUUGAUCUGAUGAAUCACCCUCAAGACGAAGAUAAUCACAACCAAGGCUCCGGGAUUAGUAACAAGGAAGGUAUCUUUCCCAGUUAUGAUUUCCAGCCGAUCCGACCCGUUUCGACGAGCCUUGAUGCCGCUGCAGUUAAUAAUAACCCCAGGUCUUGGAGUUCGGGUGAUUCUAAAACCAAGAACUAUGGUUCUCUUGACUCCGUUGAACCUACAAAAGUCAUUCUAGAAAAGGAUCGAAAUGCCUUUGACACAUCAAUAGUGGCUGAGAUUGAUCGAACCAUGAAGAAACACACUGAUAAUUUGAUCCACAUGUUAGAAGUUGUUAGUGCGCGACUGACACAGCUGGAGAGUAGGACUCGUAACGUUGAGAAUUCUGUGGAUGAUCUGAAGGUGUCUGUAGGAAACAAUCACGGAAGCACUGAGGGAAAAAUGAGACAGCUGGAGAAUAUUUUAAAUGAGGUUCAAACAGGAGUGCAUGUUUUAAAAGAAAAGCAAGAGAUAAUGGAAGCUCAGUUACACCUUGCAAAGCUGCAGGUGACCAAGGGAGAUCACCCAUCAGAAACUCAGAACACUGUGCAUGUGGAUACUGUGCAGCAAGCUGCAUCUGCUCCUUUCCAAUCUCACCAGCAGCUUCCUCCUGCUGCCUCUUUUCCACAGCCACUUCCUUCUGUUCCUCCUCCUCCAACUGUUGCUCCUCUGGCUCUUCCCCAGCAGGCUCUGCCACCUCCAGUCCAGCACCCAAAUCAGUUCGCUCAGAGCCAAGUUCCUUCUGUCCCUCAACGAGAUGCUUACUAUCCACCGCCGGGCCAAACUCAAGAGGCUCCAAGUCAGCAAUUCCCAGUACCACCAACUCAGCAGCCACAGCUCCCUCCUGCAGCACCACCUCAUCAACCAUAUCAACCAGUCCCUCCACCGCAGUAUUCGCAGCCACCACAAUCCGUUCAACUCCAACCUUGCUUAGGCCAGCAUCCUGAAGAGGCUCCUUAUGUUCCUUCUCAGAGCUAUCCACCAAACCUGCGCCAGCCACCCGCUCAACCACCCAGUGGCCCCCCUUCCUCCCAACAGUAUUAUGGGGCUCCACCUCAAAUGCAUGAGCCACCAUCCGGUAGGCCUGGUUCAGGGUUUUCAGCUGGAUAUAUCCUGCAAUCUGGGCAAAGUGAACCGUAUGCUUAUGGUGGAUCACCUUCACAGUAUGGCAGUGGCUCCCCAAUGAAAAUGCAGCAGCUCCCAUCUUCUCCUAUGGGACAAAGUGGUGGAAGUGGUUACCCACAGCUUCCGACUGCUAGGAUUUUACCACAUGCAUUGCCCACUGCUUCUGGGGCUGGUGGUGGAUCAGGUCCUUCUGGACCUGGAAACAGGGUACCCGUUGAUGAUGUGAUUGACAAAGUGACCAGCAUGGGAUUUCCUAGAGAUCAUGUUAGAGCAACCGUUAGAAAGUUGACGGAGAAUGGCCAGUCUGUUGACCUCAAUGUGGUGUUGGAUAAGCUAAUGAAUGAUAGUGAAGUCCAGCCACCCAGAGGUUGGUUCGGGCGGUAACCUGGCAUCACUGAUUCAUGCUGAUGUAAAUUACUAUCACUUGAUUCUGGUUGAACUUGUCUGGAGCUUAGGGGCUAUUUCACCCCACUUGGUUUUUCGUUUCCUCCUUUCCCUCACUUCACUCUUUCUUGCUCUUGUUUCUAAAAUUUCAAAUUGCUUUCUUGGCUUAACCUUGAGUUGUUUAAUUUCUGGUUUGACUGUCCAGCCUUUUUUACAUUUGUGUAUACUUACAAUAAUCAGAAUUAAAUUGUCAAGUUCUCAUUUUGUUGAUAUAUUUUAUUUUGAACUUUUGUAA